AUGAUGACGUCACCGCCUUCUAUAAAUUUCCCUAUUGCUCGACCGGCAAAUUCAUCGUCGGUCAAUCAUCUGUUUGAAGGAGAACAAGACGGUUACAUCAAUCAUUCGCAUCAAAUAGUAAUGAAUUCCAGUAAUAGCCGUACUGUUCCGGUACAGUUAAUUAGGAAAACAUCUGUUGAUGAUUUUAAUGAGCGAAUGAUCGGAAUGCUGGAUCAAGUGGAGAAACGAGUAGAACAGCUUAGGGAAUCAGCCGGACAAUUGGAGCAAGAAAAAGAAUCACUAAUUAAUAUGCUUGGAAAUGUGAAUUUAGAUUCUGAAAUGCUACGUUUAGGACAAGGUGAUCGAGAUGAUAUUAGCGCAACAGCUAGUCGUUUAUUAAAUCGCUGCAAAGCUGUUGAAGUGGUCGUAAAUACACCACGUAAUGCGGAACAAACACAAGCAUUAAAUAAUGUUAACAAUUUGAUUGAAGCAGCGAUUAAUAAAAUGAAAGAAGAUUUGAAUAAUGCGAAGGAGGCAAUGAAGCGUUUUCUCAAUGCUUGUUCACCAGAUCUACCUGAUGGACCAAUUGAUCAACGAUUUCAAGCUCAG
This is a messenger RNA of Acanthocheilonema viteae, 588 nucleotides long. The record is from the annotation of a GenBank genome assembly. Lineage: Eukaryota; Metazoa; Nematoda; Chromadorea; Rhabditida; Onchocercidae.